Molecule: messenger RNA, 1665 nt
Organism: Petromyzon marinus (sea lamprey)
Lineage: Eukaryota; Metazoa; Chordata; Hyperoartia; Petromyzontiformes; Petromyzontidae
Source: RefSeq, a predicted model, not a curated record
CACCGCCAUGCCGCCCCAACUGCCUUCCCCACCACCACCACCACCUCCACCGUACCGCGACCUCGGCCCCUCCGUGGUCGACCUCCUCACCCCCCUGCCACCGCCACCGCCGCCGCCUGCCGCCGCCAUCGCCAACUCGUCGUCCGCGUGCCACCUGGGCGAGUGGGAGCCCAGCCUCACCGUGGUGCCUGUCGUCUACAUGAUCAUCUUCGUCGCCGGCGUCGUCGGCAACGGCCUCGUGCUCUGGAUCUCCGCCCGCGGCGUGCGCUGCUGCCGCCGCCGCCGCCGCCGCCCCGGCCGUAGCGGCCCUGGCGGCGGCGGCGGCGGAGGGGCCCCCGGUGGGUCUGGCGGCGGCGCUGGUCCGCCGCCGCCGCCCCCGCGGCGCUCCGCCGACGCUCCGCGCCGCGUGGCCGACGUGUACAUCGUGAGCCUGGCGACGGCCGACCUCGUCUUCCUCGCCACGCUGCCCCUGUGGGCCGCGUCGACGGCGAUGCGCUACCGCUGGCCCUUCGGCGGCGCCCUCUGCCGCGCCAGCGCCCUCGUCAACCACGUCAACAUGCACGCCAGCGUCUUCUGCCUCACGUGCCUGAGCUUCGACCGCUACAUCGCCGUGGUGCACGCCGUGCCCUCGGCGGCCAUGCGCAGCAGGAGGCACGCGGCGCGGUCCGCGGUGCUGGUGUGGGUGCUGGCGCUGUUGGCGUCGCUGCCCGCGGCUUUGCUGAGGACCACCGUGGCUAGGGUGGCGGGAGGCGUGGUGGCGCACGGUGGCGGCGGAGGCGGUGGUGGAGGCGGUGGAGGCGGUGGUGACUUUGACGGGUUGGAGAUGCCGGGGAAUGGUCAACAACAGCAACAACAUCAUCAGUAUUAUUAUCAGCAUGGCGGUGGCGGUGGGAUGGACGGGUUCGAUGGAGGAGCGGUUGAUGGAGGUGGCGAGUGGGACGUGGACCCGGCCACAGUAACGUGGAGUUGCGAGAUGCAAUUCCCCACGACGGACGAGCACGAAGUCGCCGUCUGGACCGCUUCCAUUUCAUUCUCUGUGACGCUCCUGUCGUUCCUGCUGCCCGAGAUCGUCAUCUGUUACUGUUACUGUGCCAUUGCUAAGAAGCUGAGCUAUCACUUUGGACGCGUGCGUCACCAGCAGCGCGUCCGUCGGCAGCUCCUCCGCACCAUCGCGUGCCUCGUGGCGGCCUUCACGGCCUGCUGGCUGCCCUUCCACGUGGUGCGCACCCUCGACGCCUUCCGCUGGCUCGGCUGGCUGCCCGACAUCUGCGCCUUCGACCGCUUGCUGGCCUACGCGAACCCCUACGCGGUCUGCCUGGGCUACCUCAACAGCUGCCUCAACCCGUUCCUCUACGCCUUCUGUGACGGAGCCUUCCGGCUGCAGUGCCGGAGGCUACUGCUCGGAUCGCCGCUCAUCAAGAGGGUCUUGAGACGCGGCGGUGGUGGUGGUGGUGGUGGAGGUGGUGGUGGUCGUGGUGGUGGUGGUGGAGGUGGUGGUGGUGGUGGUGGUGGUGCGACGGAGGUGGAGGAUGGGGUGAAUGUCACCGGUGGGGUUGAAAACAGUCGCUCGGAGGUCGUGUCGAUGUCGACCGUCAUCUGAAGUGGCGGUGGAGGUGGUGGUGACGGUGGUGGUGGUGGUGACGGUGGUUGUGGUGGUUGUGGUGA